CCACACCUGCACGCAGCACGUGUCCACGCCCCCGCGAUGAUAACGAACUCGGGAGAUAUUCAUGGAUCUGGAAACGGUCGUGAAAUCGUGAAACUCAGUGCAGUUGCCUAUUCUACCUCUCCUUCAAUGGAGGCUGCUGCGGGUAUGAACGCGAGCAGUGAUGGCGGGAGACGCCCGCUGCGGGUGUUCUUCCUGCCCUUCUUCGCGCGGGGGCACCUCCUCCCGCUGACCGACCUGGCGUGCCGCAUGGCCGCGGCGCGGCCGGCGAAGGUAGAGGCCACGAUGGUGGUAACGCCUGCCAACGGGACGCUGAUCGCCACCACGGUCACGCGCGCCAUGGACGAGGGGCACUCGGUGCGCCUGCUCCGCUACCCGUUCCCGGACGUCGGCCUGGAGAGCGGGGUGGAGUGCCUCGGCGCCGCUGCCCAGCACGACGCCUGGCGGGUGUACCGCGCCGUGGACCUCUCGCAGCCGAUCCACAAGAAGCUGCUCCUGGAGCACCGCCCCGACGCCGUUGUCGCCGACGUGCCCUUCUGGUGGGUCACGGACAUCGCCGCCGAGAUCGGCGUCCCACGCCUCACGUUCCAUCCCGUCGGCAUCUUCGCGCAACUCGCCCUGAACAACCUCUACGCCAUCCGCUCGGACAUAAUCCGGGACGGCGUUGCCGCCCCGUCGGUGGUCGUGCCGGGGAUGCCAGGGAAGGAGAUCGCCAUCCCGCCGUCGGAGCUCCCGGAGUUCCUCCUCCAGGACGCCGUUCUUUCUAUGGAGUGGGACAACAUCAAGGCGGCCCAGCUCGCCGGCUUCGGAGUGAUCGUGAACACCUUCGCCGACCUCGAGAAACCGUACUGCGACGAGUACAGACGCGUCGACGCGCGUCGCGCUUACUUCGUCGGCCCCGUCAGCCUGCCGAUAGACUCCGCCGUGCACCGGGGCGGCGACGGCAACGUCGACUGUCUAGAGUGGCUAUCGACCAAGCCGAGCCGAUCGGUGGUGUACGCCUGCUUCGGGAGCUGGGCUUGCUUCUCAGCGCGGCAGAUCCGCGAGCUCGCGCUGGGGCUGGAGGCCUCGAACAAGCCAUUCCUGUGGGUGGUCCGCUCUGAGGACUCGGAUGGGUUGUGGGUGCCGGAGGGAUGGGAGCAGCGCGUCGCCGACCGCGGCAUGCUCGUCCGAGGGUGGGCUCCGCAACUGGCGGUGCUGGCUCACCCGUCGGUGGGCGCGUUCCUGACACACUGUGGGUGGAACUCGGUGCUGGAGGCCGCGUCGGCAGGCUUGCCGGUGCUGACGUGGCCGCUAGUGUUCGAGCAGUUCAUCAACGAGCGGCUGGUCACCGAGGUGGCAGCGUUCGGCUCACGUUUGUGGGACGGCGGCAAGCGCAACGUGAGGGUGGAUGACGCGGACACCGUGCCAGCGGAGGCGAUCGGUCAGGCGGUGGCCGGGUUCAUGGACGGCGGAGAGCGGUGGGACAAGAUGAGGUCCAGAGCAAAGGAGCUGGCUGGCAAGGCGCGUGCGGCGGUUAGUGAGAACGGGUCGUCGUGGCGUGAUUUACACCGCUUGAUCGACGAUCUCACGGAGGCUAGGGCCUCGAGGGUUCCCAGCUACGAGGACUCGUAGCAUAGCAUCGGCUGCCCUGCAAAGAAAACUACCAGUUCACGCUCAGUGUAACUUUGUUUCAUGAAGAUAGUUUAUUUUUAUUUUUUGCAUGAAUGAACGAAAUUUCCUAAGAAUUCCAGUGAAUUGGGUGUCCUUCCAACUUUACGACCUUUCUC
Molecule: messenger RNA, 1766 nt
Organism: Hordeum vulgare subsp. vulgare (domesticated barley)
Lineage: Eukaryota; Viridiplantae; Streptophyta; Magnoliopsida; Poales; Poaceae
Product: UDP-glucose flavonoid 3-O-glucosyltransferase 7-like
Exons: 1
Coding region: 37-1611 (524 amino acids)
Molecular function (GO): UDP-glycosyltransferase activity
Source: RefSeq, a predicted model, not a curated record